AUGCACGCAAUGGCGUUGUGGGGCGGCGGGGAGGCCGAGCCGUUCCCGUCCGUGGACAAGUGCGACGCGUCCCGCCUCGGCCGGGGCUCCACGGUCGUGGCGGACCUGGACGGCGCGCUGCUCCGGUCCCCGGACUCCUUCCCCUACUACGCGCUCGUCGCCUUCGAGACGGGCGGCGCGGCGCGCCUGGCGCUCCUCCUCCUCCUGUCACCGCUGGCCGCGGCGCUGCGCCGCGCGGUGUCCGAGUCCGCGGGGACGCGGGUGCUGGUGUUCGCGGCCACGGCGGGCGCGCGCGUGACCGACGUCGAGUCCGCGGCGCGCGCCGUGCUGCCCAGGUUCUACGCCACCGACGUGCACCCGGGCGCGUGGCGCGUCUUCUCCGCGUGCGGGGGACGGAGGCUGGUGCUCACCGACGCGCCGCGGGUCAUGGCCGAGCCGUUCCUCCGGGGGUACCUCGGCGCCGACGCCGUGGCGGGGACGGAGCUCGCGGCGUGGAGGGGACGCGCCACGGGGUGGGUGGACGCGCGCCGCGGUGGCGUGCUCGUCGGCGAGAGCAAGGCACAGGCGCUAAGGGAGAUGCUCGCUGCCGGGGAGAUGCCUGAUGAGGCCUACCUCGUGCCGCGGACGCCGGUGGAGGCCGUGCGCGCGGACAAGCUGCCGAAGCGGGUCGUCUUCCACGACGGCCGCCUGGUGCAGCGCCCGACCCCGCUCGUGGCCCUGCUCACCGUGCUGUGGUUCCCCGUCGGCCUCCUGCUCUCGCUCGUCCGCGUCGCCGCGGGGGUGCUCGUCCCGAUGCGGUGGCUCCACGUCGCGUUCCACGCGCUGGGCGUGCGCGUCGUCGUGCGGGGGGCGCCACCGCCGCCGCCGGCGGGCGAUGGGGCACACACGGGGGUGCUCUUCGCCUGCUGCCACCGCACACUCCUGGACGCCAUCUUCCUCUCCGUGGCGCUGGGCCGGCCCGUGGCCGCUGUCACCUACUCGCUGUCCCGCCUCUCGGAGUUCCUGUCCCCGAUCCGCACGGUGCGGCUCACCCGCGACCGCGCCGCCGACGCGGCCACCAUCAGGCGCGUGCUCGCCGAGGAGGGGGACCUCGCCAUCUGCCCCGAGGGGACCACGUGCCGGGAGCCGUUCCUGCUGCGGUUCUCGGCGCUCUUCGCCGAGCUCACCGACGACGUCGUGCCGGUGGCGGUGGAGUGCCGGAUGAGCAUGUUCCACGGCACCACGGCGACGGGGUGGAAGGGGAUGGACCCCUUCUACUUGUUCAUGAACCCGAGCCCCGUGUACACGGUCACGUUCCUCGACAGGCUGCCGCCCGAGCUCACCUGCGGCGGCGGGGGCAAGUCCAGCCACUGGGUAGCCAACUACGUGCAGAAGCUUAUAGCCUCCACGCUGUCGUACGAGUGCACCGGCCUCACCAGGAAGGACAAGUACAGGGAGCUAGCCGACAACGACGGCGUAGUCCCUGUAAACACCGACGAUGGUAGGAAGAAGCGCAUGGCUCGGUAA
Messenger RNA from Miscanthus lutarioriparius, 1506 nucleotides. The record is from the annotation of a GenBank genome assembly. NCBI's taxonomy places the organism in Eukaryota, Viridiplantae, Streptophyta, Magnoliopsida, Poales, Poaceae.